CAAUAAUACGCUUUCUCUUUAUUUUAAAUAUAUACCGUUCACCAUGAUGAAAUCCUACACUGUCUUUUGUCUCACUGCCGUUUUGGUCAUGGCUCAAGUAUCGAUGGCUGCUGUUUUCUCUCAGCUACAAUUUAUCAAAAUCAAGACUCCUCAGGAAGGUCAAACCGUAAGGCCUGGUGAAACUCUCAAUAUCGAAUAUGAAGUUCAGCCUAUUAUUUUCAAACAAGUCUCCAAAGGCUAUACAAAGUCUUUAGAUAUCACUUUCCAUAGACAUGUAAACAGCACUACGGGUGGCCCACAAAUGUUGGAAGUACAACCUAUUUGUUCUAGAUGUAAGAUUAGUAUCGAAGGUGUACAAGUGCCUGAAACCCAUUUCGCUACCUAUACUGAAAGUUGGACUGUUCCCGAAAAUCUUCCUACUGGUCCUUAUGCCUUUGACUUCUCUGAACUUGUCCAACUUCGUCGUGGUGAAAUGUCUGCCUCUCAGACCGUUGUGGUGAAUGUUGCUGGCAAAGAUGAUAAAGAUGAUGAAAAUGAUGACGAUGACGAGUAAAUACUAGACUUUUUCUUCGUUAUUAUUAUUAUUAUUAUAUCUUUUUCUACGUUCAUGAAGCGUUGAGAAUCUCUUAGUUGCCCGCCAGCAAGACUAUAUUCGAUCACCCUUACUCUUCUACUAUUUUUGUCUUGAAUGGUUUGUCUUUCUUCACCCACAGCACUCGCUUAUAUGAUGUACUUAUCAAAAGACUACACUUAAUACUCUUUCCUUACUUUUCGGCCCAUUAUCUAUUUUGUACAGCGUAAUUUUUUAUCUAUCACCUUGUAAAGAAGGUAUCACAUCCAUUAUCGGUUAAUAAACUGUAACAUAAAAUAUCGAUCUCAUUACAAUGAUAACGGUUUGGGAAAGGGAGACAUAUAUACUCAAUUUUUGAUCACUUUUUGA
Messenger RNA from Mycotypha africana, 940 nucleotides. RefSeq lists its product as uncharacterized. The coding region runs from base 44 to 553 and encodes 169 amino acids. The record is from RefSeq and is a predicted model, not a curated record. NCBI's taxonomy places the organism in Eukaryota, Fungi, Mucoromycota, Mucoromycetes, Mucorales, Mycotyphaceae. The transcript is spliced from 3 exons.